GUUUUCAAUGCUGAUAUUUUUUGUUACUCAACUCUUGUUAUAAGUUAUAAACCACAUGUUGCUUCUCUCAUAUAAUAUAUGCUUGCAAGUUAUUACUAUCUUUUUUGCAUUUUCAGUUCUGUUGUGUUAUUCCAGCAAGUGGAUUUCUCUUUCCCGUCCUUUGAAAACAUUGUAGUAAAAAGGGUAUUCUUGUAUGGUUUCAAUUUGAUAACUUUCUGUGAUUUUUUUGCGCUUGGAUAUGCAUAUAUGGACUUGCUUUUGGAAAGGGACAAGAAAAGCACCUUGCUAAAUUCAGGACAAAUUUUUAAAUAAAAGUUUGGUGAUUUCUGCUUUCCUGAGAUGCAUCUUUCAAAGGGUUGUAGGGGUGAAGUUGUUUUUUGCUUGUGGUUCUGCUGCUAUUUCCUAUUGGCUGUUGGUCAGAUCACUGACCCUACUGAAGUUGACGCAUUGAGAACCAUAAAGAAAAGUUUGAUUGAUAUCAAUAGAAAUUUGAGCAGCUGGGAUGGUGGAGACCCAUGUACGUCUAACUGGAUUGGGAUUAUGUGCACCAAUACAACAUUAGCCGAUGACUAUCUACAUGUUAAACAAUUGCAACUACUGAAUUUGAAUUUGUCUGGAAAUUUAGCACCAGAGAUUGGCAACUUAUCUCAUCUGGAAAUACUGGAUUUUAUGUGGAACCACAUAAGUGGGAGCAUACCGAAGGAAAUUGGCAAUAUCAAAACUUUGAAACUCUUACUCCUGAAUGGAAAUCAACUAACAGGUUCUCUGCCGGAAGAGCUUGGCUAUCUUCCAGUCCUGAACAGAUUACAAAUUGAUCAGAACAACAUUUCAGGAUCCAUACCUUUGUCAUUUGCAAACCUGAACAGCACACUACACUUUCACAUGAACAAUAAUUCACUUAGCGGGCAAAUCCCACCACAGCUUUCCCAAUUAGGAAGCCUUAUUCACCUUCUUCUUGACAACAAUAACUUCACAGGAUAUCUCCCACAUGAGCUAUCGGAGAUGCCGAGCUUAAAGAUACUUCAACUUGAUAACAAUAACUUCAGUGGAAAUAGCAUCCCAGAUUCUUAUGGAAACAUGUCAAAAUUGUUGAAAUUGAGCCUUAGGAACUGCCGUUUGCAAGGACCAAUUCCUGAUUUAAGCAGGAUACCACACCUUGGUUAUCUGGACCUCAGUUUCAAUCAGUUGAAUGAAUCAAUUCCUACCAAUAAGCUUUCUGAAAAUAUCACAACCAUUGACUUAUCAAACAAUAAGCUUACUGGAACAAUUCCAUCCAACUUUUCUGGUCUUCCACGUCUUCAGAAACUGUCAAUUGCAAUCAAUUCAUUGAGUGGCAAUAUUCCUUCCACCAUUUGGCAGAACCAGACUUUAAAUAGAACAGAACUACUAAUCUUGGACAUGCAACAUAAUCAACUUACAAGCAUAUCAGGCACUACAAAUCUUCCUCCAAAUGUCACACUCAUGCUUGAGGGAAAUCCUCUAUGCCCAAAUAAUAGCACCUUAGUUCAGUUCUGUGGAUCUGAAAGUGACAAUGGCAUAAAUGGAAACACCAAUGUUAGCUGCCCCAGUCAAGCAUGUCCCCCUCCUUAUGAAUACACCGUGGAGUGUUUCUGCGCAGCUCCAUUGAUUGUUCAUUAUCGGUUGAAAAGUCCAGGAUUUUCAGAUUUCCAUGCAUACACGAGAACAUUUGAGAGGUUCCUGACAGAUGGUAUUAAUGUACAUCUUAAUCAGCUAUUCAUCAAGAGUUUUGAAUGGGAAGAAAGACGGUUGAGAAUGAACUUGAAGGUUUUUCCUGAAUAUGUUGACAGUACAAGCUCCCAUGAAUUUAACUCAAGUGAGGUUAUUCGGAUCCAAAACUUGUUCAGAGAAUGGACCAUUCAUGACAGUGACUUGUUUGGUCCUUAUGAACUUCUAGACUUCAUUCUACUGGAUCCUUACAGGGAUUUGAUUAUCCCCUCUUCAAGUUCAGGGCUAAGUAAAGGUGCACUGGCUGGAAUAGUCUUAGGUGCAAUUGCCUGUGCAGUUACAUUAUCUGCAAUUGUUACCAUUCUUAUAUUGAGAAUACGCUUGAGAGAUUACCAUACACUUACCAAACGGCGUAGAGCAUCUAGGAUCUCAGUAAAAAUUGAUGGUGUAAGAUCAUUUGAUUACGAAGAAAUGGCCUUGGCCACACACAAUUUUAGUGACUCUGAUCAAAUUGGACAAGGGGGCUAUGGGAAGGUUUAUAAAGGUCAUCUAAAAGAUGGUACUGCUGUUGCCAUAAAACGUGCACAAGAGGGUUCAUUGCAAGGUGAGAGGGAGUUCCUUACAGAAAUACAAUUGCUAUCAAGGUUACAUCAUCGCAACCUUGUGUCUCUGAUUGGAUACUGUGAUGAAGAGGGUGAACAGAUGUUGGUUUAUGAAUAUAUGCCAAAUGGAACGCUAAGGGAUCACCUUUCUGCUUACUCAAAAGAACCUCUUGGUCUUUCCAUGAGGUUGAAGAUUGCUCUAGAAUCAGCUAAAGGUCUACUAUAUCUACACACAGAAGCUAAUCCUCCAAUAUUCCACCGAGAUGUCAAGGCUAGCAAUAUAUUAUUGGACUCGAGAUUCACAGCAAAAGUUGCUGAUUUUGGACUUUCACGACUUGCCCCAGUUCCAGAUAUUGAAGGAAAUGUACCUGGUCAUGUAUCAACAGUGGUGAAGGGGACCCCGGGUUACCUUGAUCCUGAGUACUUCCUAACUCACAAGUUGACUGAUAAGAGUGAUGUUUAUAGUCUUGGUGUUGUAUUUCUGGAACUUGUCACUGGGAGGCCACCAAUCUUGCAUGGUGAAAAUAUUAUUAGACAGGUUAAUGCGGCAUACCAAUCUGGUGGAAUAAUUUCGGUUGUUGAUAAACGUAUUGAAUCUUAUCCUAUUGAGUAUGUGGAGAGAUUUUUGACUUUAGCCUUAAAGUGUUGCAAAGAUGCGACAGAUGAGAGGCCUAAAAUGGCAGAAGUGGCUAGAGAGCUUGAAUACAUUUAUUCUAUGAUACCAGAGUCUGAUACCAAGAGAGCUGAAUAUGUUACAAGUGAUUCUUCUGGCACCAUAUUCAGUUCACAACCUUCAUCAUCUACUGUAAAGCCUCCUUUUAUUUCAGGAGAUGUGUCAGGUAGUGACCUAGUGAGUGGAGAUAUACCAACCAUUAGGCCAAGAUAGAAGUUCAAAAUAUGUGCCUUAAAAACUAUGGUUGAUCUAAUAUGAGAAUGUUCGUACUUUGUGAAUUGAACAAUGAAACCAUAUAUACAAAUUUUCAUUUAUUCUUUCUGAUGAUUCUUUUGUACUACUUGUUUUAAGAUAAAUGGACAGAGAAGUGGUUGUUACUUGUAAUAUAACAAUUUUGUAUGCCCAUUGAAUUUAAAGCUCACAGUGAAGUUUAUGAUAGUGAAUCCAAUACUUUUGAAGUAC
Abrus precatorius (Indian licorice) is the source of this 3423-nucleotide messenger RNA. Its product is annotated as probable LRR receptor-like serine/threonine-protein kinase At1g06840. Gene Ontology annotation, biological process: protein phosphorylation. Bases 340 to 3174 code for a protein of 944 amino acids. NCBI's taxonomy places the organism in Eukaryota, Viridiplantae, Streptophyta, Magnoliopsida, Fabales, Fabaceae. Gene Ontology annotation, molecular function: ATP binding; protein binding; protein kinase activity. The transcript has 21 exons. The record is from RefSeq and is a predicted model, not a curated record.